Messenger RNA from Cynoglossus semilaevis (tongue sole), 1660 nucleotides. RefSeq names its product abhydrolase domain containing 3, phospholipase (gene abhd3). The transcript has 9 exons. Gene Ontology annotation, biological process: phosphatidylcholine metabolic process; medium-chain fatty acid biosynthetic process; medium-chain fatty acid catabolic process. Lineage: Eukaryota; Metazoa; Chordata; Actinopteri; Pleuronectiformes; Cynoglossidae. Gene Ontology annotation, molecular function: A2-type glycerophospholipase activity; monoacylglycerol lipase activity; acetylesterase activity. The coding region runs from base 13 to 1380 and encodes 455 amino acids. The record is from RefSeq and is a predicted model, not a curated record.
CACCGCCCGGUGAUGGCGGUAACGUCUCUGCCCUCGUCAGGUCCCCUUGACUGUCUCCUUCAGACAGACUCAGCUGAACAUCACCCGCGCUGGCCGUUGUCCUUGCACACCGGGAGGAAAAACGACAACAGGGACCUUGCAAUGAUCUCGUUGGACCUCAACUUCAACAUUUUGACAAGAGAUCUGUCGCAUUAUCUGGAGAAUCAGGUGAAAGUUGGUCUCUUUGGCUCAGGAGUGGGACUGUCUCUGGUGCUGGGCUUUAGCGCAGCCUACACCUGCUACUACCUGCUUUCGGUAGCGAAGAAACCGCAGCUCAUCUCGGGGGGCAAGACCUUCUGCCAGUUCCUGAGAGAUCAUUGCCCAGUGGUGUCAGAGACCUACUACCCCACGUUUUGGUGCUGGGAGAGUCGAAUCCAGACUCUGCUGCGGCCCUUCGUCACAGCCAAACCUGGGGUUGUGUACCGAAAUGAGCUUAUUAAGGCAGCAGAUGGAGGACAGAUCUCUUUGGAUUGGUUCGACAACGACGAGAGUCCUUUGCAUCCCUACGCCGCCACCAGGCCCACUGUCCUCCUUCUUCCCGGACUGACCGGCACCAGCCGAGAGUCCUACAUUCUGCACAUGGUCCAACAGAGCCGGGAUCUGGGCUAUAGAUGUGUGGUUUUCAACAACAGAGGGGUUUCGGGUGAAACACUGCUGACCCCCAGGACCUACUGCGCAGCUAACACAGAGGAUCUGGAGACUGUCAUUGAACACAUCCAGAGGAGGAUUGAAGCUGCUCCAAUCAUGGCUGCUGGAGUGUCCAUGGGCGGGAUGAUGCUGGCCAACUAUUUGGGGCGUAAGGGGCGGGAGACCUGCCUGAGAGGCGUGGUAGUUUUCUCAGCUGGCUGGGAUGCGUUCGAGUGCACGGCUUCGCUGGAAAAACCCCUGGACCGUUUCCUCUUUAACUCCUAUCUCACGAGCUGCCUACAAGCUUCAGUUCACCGACACAGGCCGAUGCUUGAAAAAUGUUACGACAUUGAUCAUAUCAUGAAGGCGAAGACCAUCCGGGAGUUUGACGAAAGGUUUACCUCCAUCAUGUUUGGUUAUCCCACCAACGACGACUACUACCGCGAUGCCAGUCCCAUCCACGGGCUGAAGUCUGUGCAGGUGCCAAUGCUGUGUCUGAACGCUGCCGACGACGUCUUCUCACCAUCUCACGCCAUUCCAGUGGAGACAGUGAAACAGAAUCCUAACCUGGCCAUGCUCAUUACCUGUCACGGCGGCCAUAUUGGCUUCCUGGAGGGUCUGUGGCCUCGGCAGAGCACUUACAUGGACCGAGUCUUCAAGCAGUUCGCUAAAGCAGUCAUCGAACACGGCAACCGCCUCGCAGACCUCUCCUGAUGAUUGAACCUCACAGUCUCUUUCUUCUACUUUUUACUACUUUUCUUCUACUUUUUUCCCACUUUUACUGUUCCUCCUUUCUUUUAAUCCUUCUUCUUUUUUGCUGCUUUCUUUUUUUCUGUAGCAUUUGUGCUGCAGCCCACAUCCAUAUAUUUAUUCCCUUCUUUAUAUCUACCCAUUUUUCAUCUUUUUUUAAUGGUAAGAUAAUUAAAAACUGAGCCUAGCUGUGCAUUUUACUGAGGUCAAGUCUGCCCCCAUCUGGUUCAGUUGUAUUUUCCAA